Molecule: messenger RNA, 6066 nt
Organism: Schistocerca cancellata (South American locust)
Lineage: Eukaryota; Metazoa; Arthropoda; Insecta; Orthoptera; Acrididae
Gene: Iswi
Product: chromatin-remodeling complex ATPase chain Iswi
Exons: 20
Coding region: 193-3324 (1043 amino acids)
Biological process (GO): nucleosome organization; regulation of transcription by RNA polymerase II
Cellular component (GO): nucleus; chromatin
Molecular function (GO): ATP binding; ATP hydrolysis activity; nucleosome binding
Source: RefSeq, a predicted model, not a curated record
UAUUUCAGGAAGGUAACCAUCUAACCUGCGUCUAAGCGACUGUUGCGUGGAAAUGGAGUUCUAGUGUAGAAAGUAAUGUUGGUUGCCCUGUAAAUUGUGCCCGCCAUUAUAUGUGUAUAGUGCGCUGUCUUAGUAUACAAUUAUACCCGGUGUGUGAAGUGUACGUUUAGUGUUUAUAGAAAACUUGUAAAUAUGUCGAAACCAGAAGACGCUAUGGAGGGAGUGGACACUGGUGAAAACUCGAAUGCAUCGUCAGCCGACACGAUGUCAUCGAGGGAGAAACCAGAAGAUUAUGAAGUGAAAGUUGUUACAGAUCGGAGCAAGCGCUUUGAUUACUUACUGAAACAAACCGAAAUCUUCACUCACUUUAUGUCCAACAACCAAGGUGGGAAGACACCAUCCAGUCCAUUAAAAGUUCGACCCGGGCGACCGAGGAAAGAACAACCAAAAAUUGAUCCUGGAGAUCAUCGGCAUCGGAAAACUGAGCAGGAAGAAGAUGAAGAGCUUCUUGCAGAGACAAAUUCAAAUCGAAAGACCAUAAUAUCAUUUGACCAAUCACCGCAUUACAUCAAGAAUGGGGAGAUGAGAGAUUACCAAGUGCGUGGUCUAAAUUGGAUGAUAUCUCUUUAUGAAAAUGGUAUUAAUGGGAUUCUCGCCGAUGAAAUGGGCUUAGGAAAAACUUUACAGACAAUAUCGUUGCUUGGGUACAUGAAGCAUUAUCGGAGUAUUCCUGGUCCUCAUAUUGUAAUAGUUCCAAAAUCAACUUUAGCUAACUGGAUGAAUGAAUUUAAAAAAUGGUGUCCUUCUCUUAGAGCAGUAUGUUUAAUUGGUGAUCAGGAAACAAGGAAUGCUUUUAUACGUGAAACGCUGAUGCCAGGCGAGUGGGAUGUCUGCGUAACAUCAUAUGAGAUGGUUAUUAAGGAAAAAGGUGUCUUCAAAAAGUUUAACUGGCGCUACAUGGUUAUAGAUGAGGCUCAUAGGAUAAAAAAUGAAAAGUCAAAGCUUUCUGAAAUUGUACGAGAAUUCAAGACGACAAAUAGGCUUCUGUUGACAGGAACACCUCUCCAAAAUAAUCUCCAUGAGCUGUGGUCUUUGCUAAAUUUUCUACUUCCUGAAGUAUUCUCAUCAGCAGAUGAUUUUGACUCUUGGUUUGACACCAAUAGUUUUCUAGGUGACAAUGCACUUGUGGAACGAUUGCAUGCUGUACUGCGGCCAUUCUUACUGCGACGCUUGAAGAGUGAAGUGGAAAAGAGGCUAAAACCCAAGAAAGAAGUGAAAGUUUAUGUAGGACUGAGUAAAAUGCAACGAGAGUGGUAUACUAAGGUCCUCAUGAAAGAUAUAGAUGUCGUGAAUGGUGCGGGAAAAAUAGAAAAGAUGCGACUGCAGAACAUUCUGAUGCAGCUACGCAAAUGUUCCAAUCACCCGUAUUUGUUCGAUGGUGCAGAACCUGGACCACCUUUCACCACGGACGAACAUUUGGUGUAUAACUGCGGCAAGAUGGUGAUUCUUGACAAGCUGUUGCCGAAGCUGCAGCAGCAGGAGUCAAGAGUUCUAAUCUUCAGCCAGAUGACUCGAAUGCUGGACAUCCUUGAAGAUUAUUGCCUUUGGAGAGGAUACAUGUAUUGCAGGCUUGAUGGACAGACCCCACACGAAGAUCGUCAGAGGCAGAUAAAUGAGUACAAUGCCCCUGGCAGUGAGAAAUUCAUCUUUAUGUUGUCUACCCGAGCUGGUGGUCUGGGUAUUAACUUAGCAACAGCAGAUGUGGUAAUCAUUUAUGACUCAGACUGGAACCCUCAGAUGGAUCUCCAGGCCAUGGACCGAGCACAUCGUAUCGGCCAGCAGAAACAGGUGCGAGUCUUCAGGUUCAUCACUGAGAACACAGUUGAGGAGAAAAUUGUGGAGAGAGCUGAAAUCAAACUGAGGCUCGACAAGCUGGUCAUCCAGCAGGGCCGCCUGGUUGAUAACAAACAGAACCAGUUGAACAAAGAUGAAAUGUUAAAUAUGAUAAGACAUGGUGCAAAUCAUGUAUUUGCAUCAAAAGAUUCUGAAAUUACUGAUGAGGAUAUAGAUACUAUACUGCAGAAAGGAGAAGCCAAAACGGAAGAACUGAGGCAGAAACUGGCAGGCCUGGGAGAAUCUUCUCUCCGAAACUUCACAAUGGAUACAUCGACAGCGGACUCGGUUUACCAGUUUGAGGGAGAAGAUUACAGAGAAAAACAAAAAGUUUUGGGAAUUGGAAGUUGGAUCGAACCACCAAAAAGAGAGAGGAAGGCUAACUAUGCUGUGGAUGCAUACUUCAGAGAAGCUCUUAGAGUGUCUGAGCCUAAAGCUCCCAAGGCUCCUCGGCCUCCAAAGCAGCCAAUUGUGCAAGACUUCCAGUUUUUCCCACCACGUCUCUUUGAAUUAUUAGAUCAAGAAAUCUAUUACUUUAGGAAAACAGUUGGUUACAAAGUUCCAAAAAAUCCAGAAUUAGGAUCAGAUGCCUCACGCAUCCAGAAAGAAGAGCAGAGGAAAAUAGAUGAGGCACAGCCACUAACAGAAGAAGAAAUAAUGGAGAAAGAGAAACUUCUUACACAGGGAUUCACAAACUGGACCAAACGAGAUUUCAACCAAUUCAUUAAAGCGAAUGAAAAAUACGGGAGAGAUGAUAUAGAGAACAUAUCAAAAGAAGUCGAAGGAAAGACUGCGGAGGAGGUUUUGGAGUACAGUCAAGUAUUCUGGGAACGGUGUCACGAGUUGCAGGAUAUUGACAGGAUUAUGGCGCAAAUUGAUAGAGGAGAAGCUAAAAUACAACGGCGUGCCAGCAUCAAGAAGGCUCUAGAUGCAAAGAUGGCAAGAUACCGUGCUCCAUUCCACCAACUCCGUAUUGCCUAUGGUACCAAUAAAGGAAAGAAUUACACUGAAGAGGAAGAUAGAUUCCUAGUGUGUAUGCUUCAUAAGUUGGGUUUUGACAAAGAAAACGUUUAUGAAGAACUUCGAGCUGCUGUCAGGUCAGCACCACAGUUCCGCUUUGACUGGUUUAUAAAAUCCCGCACGGCGAUGGAACUACAGCGGCGGUGUAACACGUUAAUAACACUUAUAGAACGUGAAAACCAGGAACUCGAGGAAAAAGAACGUGCGGAGAAAAAGAAGAGGGGACCCCGAGGAGGCGGAGCAGGAGGAGGCGGAGCUGGCGGGGGUGGCAGUGUCGGGGGUGUGCCUGGUGCCGGUAUGGGGGCGGGCCAGGGCAAGCCGGUGAUGCCCAGCAGUGGGCAGAAGCGCAAAGGCGACGGCAGCUCGACUCCGGACGGCAAGGCCAGCCGAAAGAAGAAGAAAGAGAAGUGAUAGGUGUCACACUGGCAGUGGUGGGGGAACGUCGGACGGACUCCCAUCCUGCUUCACGAACAGUGCCCCGUAGACAUUUGCACGGGACCGGAGUUUUAGACCGUCUCACAGUGCUGCUCGACAUAGCUCUUUCCUGUCUGUGUGGUGUUAUUUCUUUCUCAGACUCGACGUUCAUUAGAUGCACGUCAUAAGUUCUUUGAGCAGUUUGUUCGUGCUUCGCUGUCAGUGAUAUUGAGACAGUUUUUGAACUGAGUGUUGCUGUCAGUGAGGAAAGAUGGAGGACUGCCACUUACAGAGCCACUGCAUUUAUGGCAAAAAGCAGUUUAUUUACAUUUGUGAUGGAUUGAAGAUGGUUGUAAGCUCAGUUUUCUGUUUCCCAUGUACAUUCCACUUCCUGGUUUUAUUCUUUAAAGUAUUGUACUUAAACUAUUAUUAAAUAUCUUGUGUUCAGUGAAUUGAUUUUGAAGUCUCACAAAACUGACACAAGCCAAUAUCAGCUACAUUGCCUUUAAAAGUCUUUUCAUUCAUUUGACUCUCUCUCUCUCUCUCUCUCUCUCUCUCUCUCUCUCUCUUUCUCUUUUUCUCUCUUUCUUUCUCUUUCUGUUUGGGAGGGCAUAAGUAUAGAGGAUUAAAUCCGAAUGAAUCCCUGCCAAAAGUAAUUACAUUGCUGUAGAAUGGGUAAGUAGGGCCAUAUCAUAGUGUGGCCGUAUUUGAGAGUCCACGCUAAUAAUAAAUCUAAUAAAAGAUGAGAUAUGGUAACAAUCUUAACUGUACUGGCGACCGUCAUUACACAAUCAUUGAAGAGUUCCGGAUAGAAUGGUGUUUAUGCUUUCUUUUUGGAUCCUUGUGCAAGUGCGUGGUGUCGAUAUUGUAGGCAUUAUCAUCUCCAUCACUUUUGCCUGUCUUAUUUUACUUUUUUAACUUUGGGACUUAAUGAUUAUUAGUAACAUCGUCCAGUUUUUGUUGUAUGAACAGUAUUUAAUGUAGCUUGUUUUGCAAAGUACACAUAGUAUUCUAAAGCUUUACAUGCUUUUGGAUGAAAUUACGGUCCUUAAUACAUCUACCUGUGUACUCUGCAUCAUGCCAACUUGAGUGUGUGGCAGAUGGUCAUAAGUGGUGUGCAAUAAGAAACACUGUUGAUAAGACUCUUAAUGAGGUUAAGAUUUUAUUGUCAGGGUCAUUUCACAAGAUAUGUUGCUUGACUCUCUUUUUGGAAUAUACACCUUAUGAUUUACAAUAGACCUCUCAAUGAUGCAAAAGGCCACUCCUGUAGUGUUUGCCACUGAAGUUGUAUGAUCAUCUACAUGACAAUCUUGUCCUCACUAAAUGAAUCUGACACAAAGAGCUGCUCUUCUUUAGGUAUUGUUUAUUAAUCCUACCUGUUAAAGUUCCCAGACUGCUGAGCAGUACCCAAAAUCGAUGAGUUAAUGGAUUUGUAAGCUGCAUCUUCAAGGGUGAGUUACAUGUCCUUAGGCUUCUUCUGGCAUCUGCCUUUCCUUCAACUAAUUGUGUGUGAUCAUUCCACUUUAUGACUGCAUAUUUCCACUGAUUGGUUGCACAAUACAAUAAUGGGUAUUUCUGCCUAAAUAAGCACACUACAUUACAUUUAUUUGAGAGCCAACUGCUAAUCCCUGCACAAAGUGGGAAUCCUUUGCAUGUAUUCCUUUACUUUGCUACAAUUUUCAAACAGCAUGGAGCAAAUAAAGGAAAAUAAUUUAUUCUUUAUGAAGGUCCUUUUAAUUAUAUGGGUCUAUUUUGAUAUUGUGUGCCAAUCAGUUGGUAUGAAAUUUGUUGAGAAUAUGGGAGCUACUGCUACAGUCCUUAUGUAGAUUGAAGGUAGUGUGUGUACUGCAGCACCAUGGGUAUUGAUAAAUUGAAUUUUAUCAUGCAACAAUCAUAUUUAGUUAAAUAACAGAUGCAGAUAGUUUUCUGGCUUCUGUUUAUCAUUUAAAAACAUACUGUUACAAUACUACUUUUAGUUAGGAAACAAAUGUUUUUCAGUUGACUCAUGAUUGUUGUAAAAUUAUUAAAAAAUAUUUCUUUUUUGUGUAUCCACAUAUGAACAUGCAUCAAUCAAUUUAUGAUUUAUAAUGAUUUGCAUUGAAUAUCUGGUAUAUGCUGUUGAUAAGUUGCAUAUAGUUGUUUUUGAACAUGCAUAUGGCAGCCUUUGUAAGUGGUGCUCUCCAUGCAGUAAGUUGUGUGGAAUUCAGAUUGUAAAUGUAACUGCAUCAUACAAUGUUUUAUCGGUGUUGUAGCAUUUGGUCAUUAUGUGUUUUGAUAAGUUCUCCCAUAAAUACUGCUGUCUGAGGUUGAAACGCUACACUAGAAUACACGAAAACACUUCAGCUCAUCAUUGAGAUAUCUUUCCUUACUGUAUUUCUCCUUGUUUAGCUGGGGAGCAAGUGAGCAGAUGCUUUGAAGAAUUAUAAAUAUAUAAAAUGUAGUAAAGAUCUAGAAAUUGAAGUGCAAGUAAUUAAGUUAAAACACUUCAAUAAUUUGAGAAUAUUUUUUUAUUGGUGAUUACAGUUUUAUACCUGUGUGUCUAAUAAAUGUCAUCUUUUGUCUCGUUUCUGCAUUCAUAUAAAUAACUUAGAUUUGCAGUCUACAAAUAUUCUCUUAACAGUUUGGUAAUGGUCACUAACCAAUUGCAGUGAAAUGACUAAAUUAUGAGUAGAAGACACUCCAAAACAUUCAUGAAAGCUCUGCAUGCUUCCCACUGUACAAUGUUUUCUUCAUUUACUU